CUCUAUCCCAUCAUUCACAUCACUAAACCUCUUGAGCCUUGAAAAUCCAUCAUGAGCGGCGAGAUCAAAACUAUCGCCCGUGCCCUUCGCUCUGCGAGCCACAACACUCUUCCCAACGGCGAUCUUACCUUCCUCGAGAUCCAAGGCCGCCGCUUGAUUGAGAAGGUCUAUGAUGGCGAAGAGCUCAAGGACCAGCGGAUGGUUGCCGCUGGACUGAGAGAAGGCUCAACUGCGGGCUAUGCCGUGGCCAAAGACAGAACCUUCGCUGUAUACAUAGGUGACGACAGCAUUAUCAAGGCCAGUGAGUAUGAUGAGGAUUCUGAGGAGUGGGAUGAGGCGGACCUCGAAGGCCUCGGCGAUGUCCCCGUCCAUGGUGAGGGCCACGUCACUGUCGCAGGACUUCCUAGCAUGAACUUGGUUCUGUAUCAGGCGCCUGAUGGUACUGUCAAGACUAUCAAGCACGAUAAGGAGUCCGGUAUGUGGACUGAAGAGUUUGACAUCCCUGGAUCCGCAGCAAUUGGAACUCCGAUUGCAGGGUUCUCGACCGACGAGGCUCUCAUUGUGAGCUUCUUCGGAGAAGACAACGAGAUCCACGUUCACAGUCGAGACUUUGAGAACGGUUACUGGACUGAGGAAACUAUCAAUGAUUCCUCCUUUGACGACACUGUCGAUAGCAUCAUCGUCGCCAAAGACAAAGACAGCGGCAACUUUGAAGCUUACGUCUUGGCCAGCAACACGGUCUACAACAUCACCAAGUCCGGGUCUCGCGACACCGUCGGUUCUUUCAGCAGUGAUGGCGACUUUGUGCCCUCCACUAAAGCUGAGUCUGGUGGCUGCUACGGCAACAAUUGGGGCAACUAUUGCGGCGGUGGCUACAGAUGCUACAGAGGGUGUAGCUGCGGCUGCGGUCAGGGCUACAUGUGCGGUUGCUACAGUUGUGGCUGCGGAUGUCCUCGUCCCCGCCGUUGCCCGCCUUGUUGGUGAUGUCGGUUGAACAGCCUGACAUGGAUUAUUCGUGUCGAGAUGCGCCCUUCCUUCUUAGUAGUUUGGCAUUUGAACUUACAUUCACUCAUAGAUCCUAUGGAUCAAUUAGUUAGUCAGACCCCCUAGUGGGUGAUCAGAUAACAAUAUACUCAAUUGAACUCGA
Molecule: messenger RNA, 1147 nt
Organism: Fusarium verticillioides 7600
Lineage: Eukaryota; Fungi; Ascomycota; Sordariomycetes; Hypocreales; Nectriaceae
Exons: 3
Coding region: 52-984 (310 amino acids)
Source: RefSeq, a predicted model, not a curated record